Messenger RNA from Phoenix dactylifera (date palm), 1133 nucleotides. Its product is annotated as photosystem I reaction center subunit VI, chloroplastic-like. The record is from RefSeq and is a predicted model, not a curated record. Gene Ontology annotation, cellular component: photosystem I reaction center; photosystem I; chloroplast thylakoid membrane. NCBI's taxonomy places the organism in Eukaryota, Viridiplantae, Streptophyta, Magnoliopsida, Arecales, Arecaceae. Gene Ontology annotation, biological process: photosynthesis.
AAAUUAAAAAAUUCAAAUAAUAUUUUUCGGCUAGUCUUUUUGGAUGAGGUGCAGGUUGUUACAAUUUAUAUUUUAAAACUCAUAAAAAAGAAAAAUAUGGCUAGCAAAUAUUAUUUAAACCUUUUUAUUCUGCAUAAAUAUUUAAGAUCCGGUCAUAAUAAGUACUGUCCUCUUCCCGGAUGCAUGGCAGCCAGCAGCCUCGAAGAUCAGGAUAACCCUAUCCCAAAUAGGCCACGUGUCGCUCUCUCCUCUCAUCUCUACCACCCGAAGAAUCCUCCUCCCACAUUCUUUGUUUUUUUAUGGAAACUUCUCCCACAGUUAAAAUCCUACACGCAGAAUAAGAUAGAGAUUCUCGCAAGGCGCGAAGGAGGCAAAGCAAUCCGUCACCAGCGAUAACUGCAGGAAGGAUGGCCUCCUUAAUCGCCGUCGCAGCUGUACAGCCGGUCGCCGUUAAGGGCCUCCCCGGGAGCUCCUUGAACGGGACCAAGCUCGCCGUCAGGCCUCCUCGCCGGACUCCGUCGCGUUCUAAACUUCGGUCCGGCAGCGGCGCCGUGGUGGCGAAGUACGGUGAGAAGAGCGUGUACUUCGAUCUGGAGGACCUCGGAAACACCACGGGCCAGUGGGAUUUGUAUGGCUCCGAUGCCCCCUCGCCUUACAAUCCUCUUCAGAGCAAGUUCUUUGAGACAUUUGCAGCCCCAUUCACCAAGAGGGGUUUGUUGCUGAAGUUCUUGAUAUUAAGUGGUGGCUCCUUGCUUGCCUACCUAAGCUCGACAGUUUCCGGUGACAUACUACCGAUCAAGAAGGGCCCUCAACUGCCACCCACCAAAGGGCCACGUGGCAAGAUAUGAUUGGUAUCGACCAUGAAAGUGUCUCCGUAUCUCCUUACAUACAUCGUCGGUAUGUGUCUGUUUGAUCAACUUUGUAAGUAAAGCCCGUUUGCCCUUCCAUGCUGCUUGUAGCGAUAAACUCGAUCUCAGAUAGUUCUGUUGUGCUAAGUCUUGAGUAUUUUAAUCAGAUCAAUCAGCUUCACCAAUUAUUUCUAGUUCUAUGUAGCAUGAUCAUUUGAUUGAUCUUAAGGUACUCUCGAAUGAUGACAUGAAAAUAGUAUAAGUGGCUGCAGCAGUUAAUUGUAA